UUUCAAGGACUUUCCAUAGAGGUUUCAGAUCAUUCAUUCAUCUUUCUAUAUAUACAUAUGACAUUACCCAUUCUUUCUAUCAUCAACCAACAAAUUACAAGCAAUAGUCCAAUAACUUUAAAUCUUUUCAUACAUUUUCAGAAGCUUCAAAAGAAUUCAAUCUUUCACAUAAAAGAACUAGAAAUGGCUUUUGUGAGAAGUUUAUUGGGUGCAAAGAAGAUUCUUGGCCGAUCCAUAACAGCAACAGCUUCUACAAGCAAAAGAGCAACCAUGGCGGCACCAAAAGGGUUUCUUGCGGUGUACGUGGGGGAGAGUCAGAAGAAGAGAUAUGUGGUGCCAAUCUCAUACUUGAGCCAGCCUUCGUUUCAAGCUCUUCUCACUAAAUCAGAAGAAGAGUUUGGGUUCGAUCAUCCAAUGGGUGGCUUAGCGAUCCUUUGUCCUGAGGAUACUUUCAUCAAUGUGACUUCUCGGCUUCAUUGAUGUUUAUCCACCAUUUUAUUCUUAGGAUUAGAGUUAGACUUGUUCAUUGUAUAUAGAUAAUUUUUUUUAACAUUACGUAGAUCGAAUUCUGUUUAUAAAUUGAAUUC
Molecule: messenger RNA, 587 nt
Organism: Raphanus sativus (radish)
Lineage: Eukaryota; Viridiplantae; Streptophyta; Magnoliopsida; Brassicales; Brassicaceae
Product: auxin-responsive protein SAUR21
Exons: 1
Coding region: 58-480 (140 amino acids)
Biological process (GO): response to auxin
Source: RefSeq, a predicted model, not a curated record